This is a messenger RNA of Cornus florida, 309 nucleotides long. RefSeq names its product extensin-like. The transcript has a single exon. The coding region runs from base 1 to 309 and encodes 102 amino acids. The record is from RefSeq and is a predicted model, not a curated record. NCBI's taxonomy places the organism in Eukaryota, Viridiplantae, Streptophyta, Magnoliopsida, Cornales, Cornaceae.
AUGCUCCAAGUUCAAAAACCACCACCACCACCGUUACCACCACCCUCGUCAAAACCACCACUGCCUUACACCACCUUCACCGCCACCACCACCUUCCACCACCGUGUUUCACCAUCACUACCUCCAUUGCAUUCCACCACCACCUUUCACCAUCGCUACCUCUAUUGCCUUCCACCACCGCCAUUGCCAUCGCCACCAUUGUUGCCGUUUUCAUCUACAACAUUGACGCUGCCACCAUUGCAUUCUACCACCACCACCACCUCUAUUGACUUCCACCAUUGUCACCAUUACCACCGCCAUCAUCACUAA